This is a messenger RNA of Fusarium subglutinans, 1437 nucleotides long. Its product is annotated as phospholipase d. Gene Ontology annotation, molecular function: catalytic activity. The transcript has a single exon. NCBI's taxonomy places the organism in Eukaryota, Fungi, Ascomycota, Sordariomycetes, Hypocreales, Nectriaceae. The record is from RefSeq and is a predicted model, not a curated record. Bases 1 to 1437 code for a protein of 478 amino acids.
AUGGCGGAAGCAACAGAGUUCCCGCAAUCAUUUGUCCGGCCAUGGAAAGAGCUCCUUCAAUCGCGACGCGACGAGCAACAAGAUGACUUUCCAAGCUACUACGUCAAUAAUAUCGACUCCCUCAUCACCACCAGUUCACCCAAGACAUUAUACGUUGGAACAGGCCACUCUAUAUACACGCGCGCUCUUCUACCAGCAAUUCUCAGCGCCAAACACUCGGUUCAAUUGGUCACCUGUUACUGGGCUGCUUCACCAUCUCUGGACGCCAUCCGCGACACAUUCGAGAAGCUUGCGACGGCGCGUAUUGAAGCCAACGUCAAGGAACCUCUGCGUGUUACAAUAGGCUUCUCAUCAUUUGGACUGUUCCAGAAGCUCUUCCACCCUGCAUCUCGAGAGGGAUAUGUCUACGAUGCAUCGAAAUGGUUCAAGCUGGGCCUCCCCGACCAGCAAUUGCUGCAGAAUGCCAAUAUCGACCUUACUGUCAAGAGCAUCUUCUUCACACCACUAAGCGUUAUGCACCCCAAGUUUGUGAUCGUCGACGGAAAGAGGGCCUGGGUCCCAAGCUGUAACGUCAGCUGGGAGCGAUGGUUCGAAGGUUGCGUCGAGGUCGAGGGUGCCAUUGUUGACCGUCUUUUGGCCUUUUAUGAUCGGGUUUGGGGUCACAAUGAUGAACCUCCACGACCAUCUUGCUCGCAAGUAGAUUUGCAAAUCGAUCAAAGAGCGCCAAAUCAACUACAGGCCAACAGUGAAGCGUCGGCAACGCAGUCCAUUGACUUCCCAGCCAGUGGCAUAGUUCCGACCAUCUUUCUCCCUUCACCGCAUCAUCGGAACCCUCGCUUUUCCUUCUUCCCAUUCCUAUCGCAGACAAAUCCGCCAAUGACGCCUCUGAAUGCAGCACUACUUACACUGUUCAGCAACGCACAGCGCCGGAUCACCAUCCUCACACCGAACGUCACCUCGUGGCCGGUCGUGGAGAGUCUGUUGGAUGCGCUCGCGCGUGGAGUCGAUGUUCAGAUCAGAACCAGCAAGGGUAUGAUGCUGAUCGAGCAGCUAGUCACGGCUGGCACAACGACAUCCUGGUGUUUGCGCAAGUUUAUACAGCGAUACAAUGCUCUUGUCAAUCAGCCACGAUCAUCGGAUCCCGAAGCACAAUCGCCUACACCGGGCAAGCUGGAGAUCUUCUAUUACAAGCAGCUCGACGCCAGACGCGACCAAGAAGACGAACCUGUCGUUAGUCACUUCAAGAUGACUUUAGUUGACGACGAGUAUCUAGUACUGGGCUCAGGCAAUAUGGACAGGGCUAGUUGGUGGACGAGUCAGGAAAUCGGAUUACUAUUCUAUGUCCCUGGCUUUCAAGGCCAACACCUCUGGAACGACGUUCUCGAGAAGCGCACAGAGGUCUUGUUUCAAUCUGACCACCCCAAGCGAUUGAUCUGA